This is a messenger RNA of Vidua macroura (Pin-tailed whydah), 1517 nucleotides long. It is a transcript of the gene NXPH4, whose product is annotated as neurexophilin 4. The record is from RefSeq and is a predicted model, not a curated record. The coding region runs from base 16 to 840 and encodes 274 amino acids. Lineage: Eukaryota; Metazoa; Chordata; Aves; Passeriformes; Viduidae. The transcript is spliced from 2 exons. Gene Ontology annotation, molecular function: signaling receptor binding.
UCCCGGAGCCCCGCGAUGCUCCGCCGCCGCCUGCCCCUGCUCGGGCCCGGGCUGCUGCUGCUGCAGACGGUGUGUGCUGGCGGUCACGUCGCCAAGACCUUGGGGUACCUGGAGAUGGGCACCUCCGGCCUCCUCAAGGAUGUCCCCUACGGCACCCUGAAGCCCCCGGUGCUCGACCCCGGGCGGCUGAUUCCGGCAGAGCCCCCCCGGGGCGCGGGGACACCGGCGGGCACCGGACGGAGCCCCUGGGACUGGCAGAAGAACCAGACGGCCGGGGAGCUGCUGAGCCCCCGCGCCCACCGCAAGCCCACCCUCAAGUCGAGCCGCACCAAGAAGAUUUUUGGUUGGGGCGACUUCUACUUCAACAUCAAGACGCUCAAGUUCAGCCUCCUGGUGACGGGGAAGAUCGUCGACCACAUCAACGGCACCUUCAGCGUCUACUUCCGACACAACUCCUCCAGCCUGGGCAACGUCUCCGUCAGCAUCGUGCCCCCCUCCAAGGCGGUGGGUUUCGAGGUGCUGGUGCCCGGCCCCCCAGCCCUGCUGCGGCCACCGCCCCCUCCCCAGCAGAGCACCCUGCCCGAGGGGCGCCCGGCCAAGGCGCUCAAUUGUCACGUGGAGUACGAGAAGACGAACCGGGCGCGGAAGAACAAACCGUGCCUGUACGACCCGUCCAAGGUGUGCUUCACGGAGCACACGCAGAGCCACGCGGCCUGGCUCUGCGCCAAGCCCUUCAAGGUCAUCUGCAUCUUCAUCUCCUUCCUCAGCAUCGACUACAAGCUGGUGCAGAAGGUCUGUCCCGACUACAACUUCCAGCACGACAACCCCUACUUCGGCUGACGGCACCGGGGCAGGGGAUGGCUGGGGGACAGGGGGGUUUCAGUGUCACUCGGGGGCCCCCUGUCACCCCCACACCAGCCUCCUCUUCAUCACUCUGUGCUGGGUUGUGGGACAGUCGGUGCUGGGGGUCCUGGACCCCACCCAGUGCCGUCCCAUCACUGGGAUUCAGUUGGUUCUGGGGGUUGCAGGUUCCCCCCCUAAAAUGACAUCCCAUCCCUGCACCACAGUGGGGUACAGCCAGUUCUGGGGGUCCCACCCACCCACUGAGACCCCAUCACUGAGUACCCCGUACUGGGGUAGAGCUGGUGCUGGGGGUCCCAGUUCCCCCCCCCCCAGUGACAUCCCAUCACUACAUCACUGGGGUAGAGCUGGUGCUGGGGGUCCUAGACCCCCACCCCCUGAGACCCAUCAUUGGGGUACUGGGGGUCCCCUCCGCUCCCUGAGACCCAUCCCUGGGGUACACCUGUUCCUGGGGGUCCCAGCCCCCUCCCCCGCUGACACCCCAUCAUUGCAGCACUGCCCGUGCUGAGAACCCUGGACCCCCACCCACUGAGACCCCCCCCCCACCCACUGAAACUCCAUCCCCCCCCCCCCCACCCAUCGGGUACAACUGGUGCUGGGGGUCCCGGCCCCCCCACCCACUGAGACCCCCCCCCCACACUGCAGCUGGGGGGGUG